Molecule: messenger RNA, 1902 nt
Organism: Carcharodon carcharias (great white shark)
Lineage: Eukaryota; Metazoa; Chordata; Chondrichthyes; Lamniformes; Lamnidae
Product: homer protein homolog 3-like
Exons: 9
Coding region: 7-1278 (423 amino acids)
Biological process (GO): G protein-coupled glutamate receptor signaling pathway; regulation of store-operated calcium entry
Cellular component (GO): plasma membrane; postsynaptic density; cytoplasm
Molecular function (GO): G protein-coupled glutamate receptor binding
Source: RefSeq, a predicted model, not a curated record
GUUCUGAUGCAGGGAGCGAGCGGAGCCGCGGCUCGGAGCCCGGGGACAGGCAGCGGGCAGCCGUCGGCAGAGGCGGACAGAGCAGCCCUGGAGGAGGUGACCCCGGCCCUGGGCAACAGGCGGAGGGAUUCGGACAGGCGGGACUCCCGGAAAAGGAGAGAAAGGAAACGGCUCCUGGAGCUGAAUAUGGGGGAACAGCCAAUUUUCAGUGCUCGGGCCCACGUUUUCCAGAUUGAUCCGGCAACCAAACGAAACUGGAUCCCAGCGAGCAAGCAUGCCGUUACCGUCUCCUUCUACUACGACAGCACGCGCAAUGUUUACCGGAUCAUUAGCGUUGGCGGAACCAAGGCGAUUAUCAACAGCACCAUCACCCCCAACAUGUCAUUCACCAAAACCUCGCAGAAAUUUGGCCAGUGGGCUGAUAGCCGUGCCAACACCGUUUAUGGUCUGGGCUUCAACUCAGAGCAGCAGCUUACACAGUUUGCAGAAAGGUUCCAAGAGAUUAAGGAAGCUGCACGAUUAACAAGAGAGAAAUCCCAGGAUAAAACCGAACUAACGAAUCCAGCACUCGAUAUUUCAGCCCCUCAGGAAUUGUCAGGAGAUCUCCAUUCACCUCCACUGCAGACAGCCAGUGCGAAUGGGAGCAGUGGUCCGAAGCUGUACCACACGGAGAGCUGUGAUGGGGAGAUGACGCUGGACAGUACUCAGCUCAAGACUCUCUUCUCCCAGGGUUCCAUUGGGGAGUCACAGUGGGAAUUGGAGCUGUUUGCACUGCAGGAGAGUAACGCGAAACUGGUGCAGGCACUACAUGAAUCAAAUGUCACUGUUGAGCAAUGGAAGAAACAGCUGACAGCUUACAAGGAGGAGACAGAAAAACUGCGAGACCGGGUUAUUGAGCUUGAGUCACAAGGUGAGGCUGUUGUAACAGUUGCAUCUCAGAACACGGACCUCAGCCAAUCAGUGGAAGAGCUGGAGACCCUGUUAAAGGAAAAAGAGGAGGAAAUCCAGAUGUUGAGAAGCCAAAAAUCUGAUGUGAACGAGUUAGAAAGUGACCGAGAGGAGGCACUGCUCCGACUGCAGGAAGUUGAGAGCCGGAACGCUGAUCUGGAACAGCAGCUACAGGAUGUGGAGCAGACACUGGUUGAUUGUGUGAAUGAUCGAGAGAGGAUCCAGUGUGAUGCCCGGAAGCUGCUGGAUAUCCUUGAUGUCAAGCUCUACGAAUUGAAUGAUUUGCGACAUGGUUUAGCUAAAAUUGCAGAGAAGGAGGAAAAGUCUUGAAAUGUACAGCUGGCUUUGGAGCGAUGAUGAUCAAUUGAAUUUUGCUUUGAUUUCCUGUGACUUACCCACGCAAAGCAAUUUCUUCAAUUGUUAGAAUCACUGCUCCCCACUCCCAUCAUCACCUUUAUUUACAUUCACUUCCAUUUCACCCAGGACACAGUCAGAUAUGGACACAGGAUCUGAGCAGCUAUCUCUGUGAAUCAGCAAUUCACCCAAUCGAGGAGCUACGAAUCCAAAGCUGCAGCUUAUUCUUGUGAUGUCUCACUCUCAGCUUGCAGUGAAGUAACUAUUCAAUAAUCGCCCUACUUACACCCAUAACCCUGCAGUUCUUCCGUUCAACCAUUUAUGCAGUGCUCCUUUCAAAGUCACGAUUGAAGCAAGCACAACUGUCCUUUCAGCAAUGAACACGAGGCCCCUCCUCAAUCUCAGGAAAUACUCUGUUCUGGGAGAAACGAACUGAGCCCCAGUGGAACAAUGCAGUCGGCUAAGAUCCUUUCCCUCAUGUAAAAUUCAAAUAUCCCACACCCCUCACUGUAACACUCUGAUAUAUCCUGUACACCCCACUAUAACACUGAUAUACUCCACACCCCUCACUGUAACACUCUGAUAUAUCCCGCACCCCUC